GCCGAGGCACAGAACAAGCACUAUCAUAAUUAAAGUUUACAGUGGUCAUGGGUCGUAAAAUAGGUAUUCCGUCCCCUACAUGAACCGGAAUUCUCGUCUGUUGACUUUCAAACUCCGAAAAAUGAACAACCGCGGCGAUCGUCGACGUCGCCUCGCAAAGGCAUGCGAUCAUUGUCGGAAAGGCAAGGUCCGAUGCGACGGAUCCCGGCCAGUUUGUGGACGUUGUCGGGAUUGUGGAAAUGAAUGUCACUAUGCAGAUGUUGACAAGCCCGAUCCACGUCAACGCCGAUCUAGAAUCCCAUCUCGAAACUCGACAGGUCUUUCAAUUGGGAAAGAUACUUUUGACGGAGUCAAUGCUGCCUCGGCGUUGCUGUCAGACUCUGCAGUCGUCCAAACAGUCGCUCUUCCUCAGUUACAUCUUCAAGCCCAUGCAACGGAUACAAGCCCUCGGGAUACGAUAGUUGGUGGCAAUGGAGAUAUACGCUACUUUGGCCCGCCAUCGGGCAUAUCCCUUGUGUCGACGGCCACUCCACGGAAAUCAGGACAGCAUACGCCAGAAUCGUGGUCCAAAUGGACUCAUCCAUCUAUCGAGCCCUUAUUCACAAAACGGGUCAUGAAGCCUCUUCCAUCUUGGACUGAGGCAUUCUCGCUUGUCAGCGAAUUCUUCACUCAUGAACAUCAAGUCUUCCCUUGCUUCAAUGCACCGGCAUUCAUGUGCCUUCUGGGACAACAGUAUUCAGGUGCAUGUACUGAGAGUCCAACGUGGUGGGUCUCGCUCAAUUCUGUUCUCGCAAUUGCACAGCGUCGUCGGGCAGAGGCAGCUCAAUCAGCAGAAGCAGAUGAUCUGGCCUGGGCCUAUGCAUCAAAUGCACUUGCCGGGACAUGGGAUGUCCUCAUGCGCAGUACACAAUUGUCUUCUGUCCAAGCUCUCCUAGCUAUUGCAUGGUUCUUCAUUGGAACACCAAACCCGCAGCCGAGCUUCAUGCUGGUUGGUUGUGCCGUGCGUCUUGCACACUCAAUAGGCAUACAUGUCGAUUCCCAGGAUCCAUCCUUAAGUCCAGGCGAAGCAUACAUGAGAAAGAAGGUCUUUUGGAUCGCGUUGUGUCUAGACCGGGAACUCUGUCUCCGGACUGGAAGACCCCCUUGUCACGACCUCAAUGCUGCCUACGUUGACCCACCAAUGGGUUCCUUGGAUGAAACAGAAGUCAUCAAGACUGUUGAGGGGCUUGAGUUGAACCUCUUCAAAGGGCAGAUGCAGCUGGCUGUGAUCCAAAGCGCCAUUUACCAAGAUCUUCACUCAAGCAAAUCGCCACCGAGUGGCAUUGCAAACUCAGUGGCGGGCUUGCUGCAGAAGCUGGAGAACUGGCGUGCUGAGUUUGCACCAUCUCUCACCCAUGAUUUUGCUGGGAGGUGUGAGCAUCACGGCUUGAUGCGUUUGUACUUUUCCUACUACAAUGCCGUCAUCGUGGUAAACCGCGCGCACAGUCUAACUUAUUGGGUGUCACCGAAUCAUCCCGAAAUGUCAGCCCUGCCUUCAGAGAUGAGAGAUUCCAUAGAGAAUUGUCUCAACGCAUCCCGAUGCAUCAUUGGAUUAACCAAGCUUAUACCAGGCACAUGCAAGAGCUUUCACUGGGAUGUCAUUCCAAUACCUAUGAGCGCUGCUGUUAUUCUCUGCAUUAAGACACUUCGGAAUCCUAUGAAUGAGAUUGCGGGGAAUGACAUGCAUUCAGUUGGUGACGUUCUGCAGAUUUUCAAAACUCUAGAUGAGGCAUACGGGAAUACUUACCUUACUCAAGUCCAAAAGGUUUGCCAAGAGCUAUACAGAAAGGCUCAGUACGCCGUGCAAUCUUCGAAUGAACAAUCGGUUGAGUCUAUACAUGUAGAAAUUCCGGCAUUUCGAGCUUCCUCGAAUGCCAAUCGAGAAGAGAGCCACCAGACGCACCAAGAUGCUAAUAAUAACACGUUUGAGUUCAAUCUGGAUGUCUUGGAGCAGACGAUGCCUUAUCCGGUUCCUAUGCUUUGGGACUUAGAUACAUCACUAUGGACUUCUCUUAUGUAGGCCUAGUUCAAAAGGUAUUUACUGCCAAUAGUAGAAUUACUGUUGUGAAUGAACAGAUCUUGAGUGAUAGAUGGUCAAGG
Messenger RNA from Fusarium redolens, 2139 nucleotides. Its product is annotated as fungal-specific transcription factor domain-containing protein. Gene Ontology annotation, molecular function: DNA-binding transcription factor activity, RNA polymerase II-specific; zinc ion binding; DNA binding. NCBI's taxonomy places the organism in Eukaryota, Fungi, Ascomycota, Sordariomycetes, Hypocreales, Nectriaceae. Gene Ontology annotation, biological process: regulation of DNA-templated transcription; DNA-templated transcription. The coding region runs from base 80 to 2059 and encodes 659 amino acids. The record is from RefSeq and is a predicted model, not a curated record. The transcript has 5 exons.